UCCAUCAACAUGAUCGCAUUCAGAACAACAGUCCUCAUCGCCUUGAUCGCGUAUUCAAGUGCGCGACCCUCCGAUGAAUGGGAGCCCGAAGGUCACUCUCACUCGGAGCACACCAAGCCGUACCACGUGACCGUGAUUAAGAAGAUAGGAGUUCCAGUACCUCAUCCGGUCGCUGUGUCCGUGCCUCAAUACGUGAAGAUACCCAUUCCUCAGCCUUACCCCGUGCACGUAACAGUUGAACAACCGAUCCACGUCCCUGUAUACAAGGUCGUCCAUCAAGUGGUAGAAAAGCCUGUCCCUUACACCGUCGAGAAACCUGUACCUUAUGAAGUUGAGAAGCCUUACCCCGUUGAAGUAGAGAAGAAGGUCGAGGUGCCCAUCCCUAAGCCCUACCCAGUACACGUACCUGUCUACAAACAUAUCUACCACCACAAGGGAGGCAAACACUAAACGCGUGUCAUAGCUUAUCCUGUAAGCUUCGCUAACUAGUUUGAGCCAGUGCAAUCUGGUCUGAACCAGUUAUAAGCGGUUCAACUGUAAAUAUACUUAAUCUAGUUUCGGUGAUAUCACCGCCUCGUUAUUCAAAUGUGAUAUUUAUUUGUGUGCAAAUAAUUAUGUUCUGUUGUUUGUUGUUCGUAUC
Molecule: messenger RNA, 640 nt
Organism: Vanessa atalanta (red admiral)
Lineage: Eukaryota; Metazoa; Arthropoda; Insecta; Lepidoptera; Nymphalidae
Gene: CPH33
Product: proline-rich protein 4-like
Exons: 3
Coding region: 10-450 (146 amino acids)
Source: RefSeq, a predicted model, not a curated record